Toxorhynchites rutilus septentrionalis is the source of this 2765-nucleotide messenger RNA. It is a transcript of the gene Atf6, whose product is annotated as cyclic AMP-dependent transcription factor ATF-6 alpha. Gene Ontology annotation, biological process: regulation of transcription by RNA polymerase II; endoplasmic reticulum unfolded protein response. NCBI's taxonomy places the organism in Eukaryota, Metazoa, Arthropoda, Insecta, Diptera, Culicidae. Gene Ontology annotation, cellular component: nucleus. Bases 251 to 2440 code for a protein of 729 amino acids. Gene Ontology annotation, molecular function: RNA polymerase II cis-regulatory region sequence-specific DNA binding; DNA-binding transcription factor activity, RNA polymerase II-specific. The transcript is spliced from 5 exons. The record is from RefSeq and is a predicted model, not a curated record.
UUGUGCUCUGUCAAAUUUCAGAUCGGUUUUGUAGAACCAGUAUGAUUCUGUUGACAAAGAAAAAAGUUUCUAAAUAAUAUAUUAUUUGUAUAUAUUUUCAUGAAGUAACAACAGUUUCUGUUGAGACAUUGAUGUAAUGCUAAAUAGACUAUACGAUUCAAAUGCUUAUUUGAAUUCUGAGUAAUUUCUAUUUGAUUGGGAAGUGAUUUUUUGUCAUUCUAUACGGUUCGAGCCGAAAUUUUUUCUCAGCAUGGAUUCUUGGAUGGAGGGCCAAUUAUAUGGUGUAACAACACUGGAUAUGCCAACAGUGCUGGAUGAUUUCCCAGUGGAACUUUACGAUGAGUCUCCUAUCAGUGACGGACCGCUAGAAGCAUUGGAUUGUGAACUAUUAUCUCCGAAAGAAUGGUCGGAGGAAACGUUGUUUCACCAAGAUCAGACAAGCCCCCAUCAUGGGGACUUCGUUGAUCCGGACACGUUCCUCAACGGAGUUGUUAAAAGAGAUAGUGAAUCAGAGCAGUCAAACAUGUCGCUCAGAAACACUCCGUCUCCAUCUGACAGCCACAAAAGCUUCGAAUCUUAUCCUUCUAGUGGAUAUGGUUCUAGUAGCAGCGCACGCCUGGACAAUACACCCUUUGACGUUUCACCCAUUUCUUCAGAAUAUUUCCUGAAUCCACUUGAAGUCGUUGACAUUCCGGGACCCAACGUGAUUCGUGUUGGGGCGGCUCAUCCACCAACCGUUCGAAAAGUUUCCUGUCAAUCCAAUUUGUCCGAUCUGAGGAAGGUUAAGUUACCUCCAAAAGGGACAAACAAUGCCAACAAACAUUUGAUGAAAUCAAAAACCAUUACUAAAAGGACUAUAAUCCUCACCGCUAAGGAUUAUAAUGCAUUGAUUCAUAAUAUCAAGAAUCAAACAACUGCGGGGCCGGUUCUCAUAAAAACAACGGUUGCACCUACCAUAAAUAUGGACAAACCCGUCCUACCGAAAGCUGGAGGCAAUUCAUCUCCGUCACAAGUACAAAGUGCAUCUUCAGCGGCAGCAAUGGUGCAAGAUUCAAUUGCGGAAUCUACGCAGUCUCCAGCAGCUCCCCUUAUGGCACCGAUGAUGUCUCCCACGAGCAAUCAAGUCGAUGAGCGAGCCUUCAAACGACACCAGCGGAUGAUUAAAAAUCGUGAAUCUGCGUAUCUGUCCAGGGUGCGCAAAAAGGAGUACGUCACUUCCCUGGAGCAGGAGAUAGAUUCAUUGAAGAGUGAAAAUCUGUUUUUGAAAAAUGAAAAUUCCAAACUACUGGAAAAGCUGAAGCUGAAAUGCUCUUGUGGAAAGCCCUAUCUGAACAUCGAGAGCAUUUCGAAGCAGCUGACACCAAAUGUACGCAAGAACACCGCGAUCAUUCUAGCGAUGUUGUUUAUGGUGUCAAUCAAUAUCGGACCUUUGGGAAGUCUUCUCACCGCUCGUAACAAUAAGGUUUCGCUCGAUAAACCAAUUGCAUCGACUCACCAUAAACGAAGUCUGUUGUGGCUCGACGAUUCGAAUUUAUCGAAUCGGCGAAAACUAGAUAUUAGUUUGAACAUGACGGAUUUGGAUGACGAUCUCUCAAGAACAUCUGAUGCUAUCUUCCCGGUGUGUCCUUUUUAUGUGAACCAAACCGAAAACAUAAGACUUGCGAGCGAGUUGCGGCGAUGGAUCGGUGAGAAUGGGUACAAAAAUCUUACCGACCGGGAUGGGGACGAUAUGAGCAUUAACUCAUUCUCGGAAAUGUUUGCGCUGAAGGAUACAAUCGAUUCCAUGUACCAACAGAUGAAGGAUAUUAGUUCGCAGAUGCAAACAUUCCAGAAAAGAAGCAAGCUCACCGUUCCCAAAAAGCGUCAGCAAUCGAAAAGUAAGAAAGUGCGAGACUUGCAGUUGUAUCAACAACAGAAGGAACAGAAGCAAAAUGAUCUGGCCUUUUACUACGCGGGAUUCAACCGAAAGUAUGCGAAAUUCUUCGAGGAAAUUGGCCGACGAGAUGAUACUUUUUAUCUGGUGUCGUUCAGUGGCGAACAUUUGCUUUUGCCAGCGCUGGCGCACAAUAAAACCAAUCGGCCCAAAAUGUCACUGAUGUUGCCGGCAAUGAUGGAGAAUGCUACCCAUCCAUCGGAUAAAGUAACAUUGAUGCAAAUCGAUUGCGAAGUGAUGAACACUUCGAUGAUUCAAAUCCGGGAAAAAACAAUCCCAGGCGAUUUACUACGCUCCCAUGGGAAGCCGGAUGCCGAAGACGACUUUUCGAGACAGGAUACAAACAGAACGAGCCGAGCGUCGGAAUUCAACGAACGUCCGGAACGGAAUAUUACUAGAGACACCACGGCAAAAGUGAACAGGAAGCUCCAUAAGCACGCAGCUGUUAGACCAUUUUUCGUGCAGCGCAUGACAGCGCACGUGAAGGAGGAAUUAGAACUGAACUAAGGUUAGAUUUAGCUAGUUUUGAAAGCAGAAUUGUGGAAACUUGAAAUCUUUAUGAUGAAUUGUAGGACUGAAAUGAAACGUUUCAUGCAUUAUGCCGUGCAAUCAAUUUAUAAUUAAAAUUUGUUGAGCAUAUAAUAUAUUUCAUCUGCUGUAAUAUUAGUAUUAGGCUUACCGGAAUAAUCACUACAUGAAUUGAAUUGUAACACUAACUAGGAUUAGGUGUUUCGACAAUUUUUGGCAUACAUGCUAACGACACAAACAAAUUUAUUCAAGUAUUGGAUGCAUAAAAACAAGGUGAUACAAUAAAAACAAAUUACAAGCGCAA